GCCAUGACAGCAGUGUAACCUGAGCUGCCAGUCAGGUAGGACAGGUAACCAAGCUUGAACGGACGAUUCGAGGAGCAGGUGCGUGAGCAGGAAGGACAAAAGUGAAAGAAAGUAGGAGGAAAGAGGGAGCUAGAAACCUGGAAACACUGACGGCAAUGGAUUGUGAAAGAUAGAAAAAAAAAACAAACAAACAACUAUCCAAGCUGGAGGACGACAAAGAGACUCAGGCCCUCGAGGCCAACGUGGACAUGGAUGAUGGGACGUUCACGACCAUCUCUCUGGCAGACGACUCAGCCGACAGAGGAUCUGCAGCCCUGUAUACUAAACAGGAAGACGAGCUUUUCAUCAUGAACUGCGACAUAGAUGGAGACCUGGAGAACCAGGCUGAGAUGGAGGAGAAAACGAGGUUGAUAAACCAGGUUUUGGAGCUGCAGCACACACUGGAAGAUCUGUCGGCUCGAGUCGACGCGGUCAAAGAGGAGAACCUGAAGUUGAAGUCGGAGAAUCAGGUGCUCGGUCAGUACAUCGAGAACCUCAUGUCGGCCUCCAGCGUCUUCCAGACCACCGACACCAAGAGCAAGCGGAAGUGAAGCGGAGUCAAGCAGAAGGUGGUGGUUGGAGAUCCCGUAACCAUUUACCUGAGUCAGAACUAAACAAAUGUAAAUAUGAAAAUAACGUCUGUAAAAUACUUUUUGUUUUCUUUUUUUAACCCACCGACAUCGGGACAUUUUGUUGUGCUUCAGUUUAAAGUGAAUGUUCUAAAAUGAGUUUGACGUCAAACAAGUUACCAGGAACCUUAUUAUCAGCGUUAAUUUAAUUAAUUUCUGUAUUUUCUGUUGUUGGACAGCUGGAUCUGGUACUUCAGUUGGUCUUGUAUUUCAUGAUGCUCAACUAUUUUCCUUUGCUUGCAGUUGAUUCGCUGACCAGUGUUGUGCAGAAUGAAAAAUGUGUAAUAACGGCAUGUAUUAACAUAUCUAAACAUAUCUAAAGAAAUGUCCCUACAUUUAGCAGAAAACUGGCUGAGGAAGUUUGCAGAGCGUGGCGUCAAUAAGGAAAGCGCAGAGGCUAAAAGCUUACAUCAUCAGUUAUGUUUUCAUUGCAACUAAAAUUUUGUUUAGGUAUUUCAAGAUGGAAAUGCAACCGAGAUUUGGUUCCUUGUUCCUCUAAUAGUGAUGGAGGGAACAUAACGGGUCGAGUAACACGAUGAUGAGGGAAGAAAGAGAUACUUUCAGAGCAGCAGCAAGACGGGCUGAGUGCUAUUGAUCCGAUCGGUUUGGCCUGGGAUGUAUCGCCUGCUAGGAGACGGGCGUUAAAACGCAUCAUCAGUGUGCAGCGGCAGACAGGGCGUGUCCGAGCCGUCCGCCGCCUCAGAGAAAAGGGGAGUUGAAAAGAUUAAUGUGAAUGAAAACUGGAUUUUGAUGCUGCUUCAAAAUUGUGGAUGAACACGGUGCUGUACAAAAAACAGCUUCAAUCACAUUUAAUGUAUUUUAAUCGGAUUGUAUAUGUGAUAGACCAUAGAGGACAGCAGCCAUUAUUUGUUAUGUUAAACAUUAUGUGUUUUUCAGAUGUGUAACAUUUUGUAAACCAUGAACUGUUUUUCUUUCAUGUCCGACUUUGUCAGUUUAUCGAGCCAAAAGUCAAAGUUCAAAUGGGUAUGUUGUGGCUUUUUUCAAGGUUAUCUUUUAUACUUUCAGCAGUUAUGUGUCAUGCUAAUGUCCUCCUUUUUACACACUAGCUGGUCAUGCCUUGUGUCCAGAUUUGCCUUUAAAUGUUUUUUUUUGUUUCAUAAAAUCUCACAGUUACCACUCCAAGUCUUAUCACCUGCACAGACCUACUACAGUAAAAUAAAAAUAUUUCCCAAAACAGA
Messenger RNA from Poeciliopsis prolifica (blackstripe livebearer), 1867 nucleotides. RefSeq names its product short coiled-coil protein a (gene scoca). Gene Ontology annotation, cellular component: trans-Golgi network. Bases 249 to 590 code for a protein of 113 amino acids. The transcript is spliced from 4 exons. The record is from RefSeq and is a predicted model, not a curated record. NCBI's taxonomy places the organism in Eukaryota, Metazoa, Chordata, Actinopteri, Cyprinodontiformes, Poeciliidae.